Molecule: messenger RNA, 897 nt
Organism: Cladophialophora immunda
Lineage: Eukaryota; Fungi; Ascomycota; Eurotiomycetes; Chaetothyriales; Herpotrichiellaceae
Exons: 5
Coding region: 89-469 (126 amino acids)
Cellular component (GO): mitochondrion; cytosol
Molecular function (GO): deaminase activity
Source: RefSeq, a predicted model, not a curated record
CACUCUUCCUCUCUCUUGUCGUAUUCAAUCUUUAUUUCAUCGCGAAACAAUAUCUCGUUCUCUGUAUCUCACACAGAUCUCCUCGAAAAUGGCUCCGAAACAGGUCGUAUCGUCGGACAAAGGCCUCAAGUCCAACCUCUUCUCUCAAGCCACCAUCCACAAUGGAACCGUCUACGUCAGCGGAAACAUUGGCAUCGUUCCCUCUACGAUGAAGGUGGUGGAAGGGUCAGUCGCAGACAGGACGAAACAAGCCCUGGAAAACAUCAAAGUCGUCCUGGAAGAAGCCGGAAGCAGCCUCGAACAGAUCCUCAAGAUGAACAUCUAUCUGACAAAUAUGGAGGAUUAUGCGGCCAUGAACGAGGCCUUCCUCAAGAUCAUUCCGGAUCCGAAGCCAGCACGGACCUGCGUCUGCGUCAAGGAGCUCCCAUUCAAGACAGAUGUUGAGAUUGAAUGCAUCGCAGCAUUGUGAGGGGCAUGUAGUUUGCCGGCAGGGAUGAACUCGCAACACUGACUUUUACUCCAGGGGUGAGACUUCAGCAUCAAAGCUCUAGGUCGCUGCUAAGUAUCUCUGAUUGAAAUCUAACCUUCGGAGAACAGCUUCUUCUUUGUCCAAGCAUGUGUUUGCAGCACCAGACCUUGGGUUGCCGCUCCCCCAUCACCCUUUGGCUCUUGGCUGAAAUCUGCAUUCAAAGAACAGACAUGACAGUGACAAUCCCCAAUAGAUGACAAUGAAAACUUGGAUGAAAACGGUGCUAUUAUCUUCUUCCGCUUCCGGCAUUCAAUGGCGACGCUGCAAGCUUUCCACUCAUCUCUCUGUCAUAUAUUUCCUGCCCAAUCCGUUUGAACUCUUUUGUUCCUGAGUGAUCUGACAUUUGUCCAAACCCGUUGAAAGGUUAU